Hippocampus zosterae (dwarf seahorse) is the source of this 1890-nucleotide messenger RNA. Its product is annotated as oocyte zinc finger protein XlCOF6.1-like. Lineage: Eukaryota; Metazoa; Chordata; Actinopteri; Syngnathiformes; Syngnathidae. Gene Ontology annotation, cellular component: nucleus. The record is from RefSeq and is a predicted model, not a curated record. Gene Ontology annotation, molecular function: DNA-binding transcription factor activity, RNA polymerase II-specific; RNA polymerase II cis-regulatory region sequence-specific DNA binding. Gene Ontology annotation, biological process: regulation of transcription by RNA polymerase II; central nervous system development. The transcript is spliced from 2 exons. The coding region runs from base 147 to 1430 and encodes 427 amino acids.
UAUUUAAAUCUUCGUAUAUUUAUCCCGGUGCCCGUCGAACCUGUUCGAGAUGCCUUAGCUUGUUAGCUGCUAACAAAGAGCCGCGUUUGUUAUUAAAAAAAAAUACCGCUCAGCAGAAAUCAAAGUGUUGUGAUUCUCGUGUGACCAUGUGUGCAAAAAGUUUGGAAAACAAAUUCGACGAUGAAUUUUGUCGACCUAAAGAGAAAAAGGAACGUCAACGAUUGGACGCCGGGUUCAAGCAGCCUUGCGUUGUUUUGCACAGAGCAGACAUCAAUGAGGAAUAUGUUGAUCCUGAGCAGCAGGAUCCGGAGAACUUUCACGCUGAAGAGGACAAGGAACCAGGAACCCACCACAUUAAAGUUGAAGAGCAGGAGGCUGAUAUCACCAAGUUGCCAUUGACUGUUGUCAUUGUGAAGAGUGAAGAUGAUGAAGCGCACGGUCGGAAGUCACGGCUUCGUCCCCGUCAAAGUAAGAAGAAAAGAAGGGCGGAGCCUCCAAGCUGCAGCACGAGUCAACUUUCGACGACAGAAGGCAAUGGAGACCACUCUGGAGGAUCACAAGCGGGCACCCCCUUAGCGCCACUAACAGAUAGUGAUGACAUCACAUCAGGCUCUCCUGACUCUGACGAUGAUGAACGCUCGAAAGGUGACAAGACGUGUCACACUCACGAGAAACGCUGGAAAUGUUCACAGUGCGGGAAAGCCUUUGAUGCAAAGUAUAAUUUGAAAGUACACAUGAGGACACACACGGGUGAAAAGCCGUUUGCCUGCCAAAUAUGUGGUAAAAGCUUCUCUGUAAAGGGAUAUUUAAGAACACACACGAGAACACACACCGGAGAGAAACCUUAUGCCUGCUCAGCUUGUGGGAAAAGUUUCCCCAGACUGGGACAGUUAAAAACACACACGAGAACCCAUACUGGGGAGAAACCGUUUGCCUGUUCAGUUUGUGGUAAACGCUUCUACAUAAAUGGAAGUUUAAUCAGGCACGCCAGAAUACACACCGGCGAGAAACCGUUUGCCUGCUCAGUUUGCGGUAAAAGAUUCUUACUAAAGACACAUUUAAGAACACACACGAGAACACACACGGAGGAGAAGCCUUUUGUGUGUUCGGUUUGUGGUAAAAGAUUCUCCAGAAAUGGAAAUUUAAGAACACACACAAGAACUCACACUGGGGAAAAGACCUUUGCCUGCUCAGUUUGUGGUAAAAAAUUCGCUGAGAAGGGAUGUUUGACGAGACACACAAGAACACACACUGGAGAGAAACCUUUUCCUUGCUCGGUUUGUGGUAAAAGAUUCUCGGUAAAGGGACGUUUAAGUAGGCAUACGAGAACGCACACUGGAGAGAAGCCCUUUUCCUGCCUAAUUUGCGGCAAGAGGUUCAUCCAAAAGGUACAACUGGGAAUACACAUAAGAACACACACAGGGGAGUAACCGGUUACCAAACAUUAAAAAAGAAGAGGAGACCUAAAACAACUUUCAAGAAGAGGAAGAGGCGAGAUGACUAAGUGGCCACAUGGACUGGGUGUCAUGACUUCGUUUGUAAAUCUCAUGUACUCCCCCCCCCCCCAAGUAUUGUAAUUUGUAUUAAUAUUAUUAGAGCAUUUCUUUGAAUUCUAAUUCAUAUUAGCUGUUCCGUGUUCAAGCCUGGUUGUCAAAUGAUUGUGAAUAUGUGCAGCUUCCCCAUUUUAAAGAGAGUUAUUGUUCCACAGAAGAUUUCAUCUCGAUUUUAUUCAAUGAUCCAGGAAUGUUUUUCUUUCGUCUCUUCUUAGUUUAACAUUCAGCAGUUUAACUUUCAUCAAGUCACACCCCUUACAAUAGUCACUGGCACUGAGGUGCAUUAAGUGCAAUUGAAUUACAUUCGUGACUUUGAGAAAUAUAUCCAAGAACCUGC